GGCACACACUGCGAUCCGUGGACCCUGCAGCCAGCCCACAGAGCAGCCAGGAGCGAGCCGUCUGCCUGGAAUCGCGCUCUUUCAACAUGAGAAGCUUGUUUCUGCUGGUGCUGUGUACCACAGCCUCACGUAGUCAGGACAGCGAUCCAGCUCCUGUAUCAACGUGCAGCUUUCCUCCUCCCCCCUCCCCCCAUGAAAGCCCCCGCCUUCCUCCUCAUGACACUGCACUGACCCUCCCUGACACUGCAUUUAUACGAAUGACUUCUCCAGAGCCCGGGGGUGAAAUCACUACGCAAUCAGCCACCAUUUCCACUAAAGUGUCCCCUAGUGCAACUGACCUGCCUCCUACUAGCACUAAUGCCCUGGUUACAUACACUAAACUGCCCAAUGAACUUACUGACACUACUAUCCAUUCUACCACCCAGCAGCCCUUUACAAACUUUAUAACCACUCUAUCUAGUGAAACUAACUCUACUACCGCUCAUCCGCCCUUUACUAACUUUACUACAACUCUAUCCAUUGACACUGACUCUACUACCACUCAUCUACCCUUUACUAGCGAUAGUACCACUCAAACCGAUUACACUGACUCUACUACCACUCAUCUGCCAUUGACUAAUUUUACUACCACUCUAUCCAGUGACACUGACUCUACUACCCCUUAUCUGCCCUUUACUAACUUUACUGCCACUCUAUCCACUGAACCUGACUCUUCUACCACUAAUUUGCCCUUUACUAACUUUACUACCCCUCUAUCCAGUGACACUGACUCUACUACCACUCAUCUGCCCUUUACUAGCGAUAGUACCACUCGAACCGAUUACACUGACUCUACUACCACUGAUCUGCCCUUUACUAUCUUCACUACCACUCAACAUUCCCAUACUACCAUUACUACCACUCAUCUGCCCUUUACUAUCUUCACUACCACUCAACAUUCCCAUACUACCAUUACUACCACUCAUCUCCCUUCUACUAACUUCACUACCACUCAACAUUCCCAUACUACCAUUGCUACCACUCAACUGCCCACUACUAACAUUACAACCCCUCCCCUCAAUUGUGAAAAUGGUGGUGAGGUAAUCGGAGCCAGCUGUGUUUGUCCUGAUGAGUUUACUGGGAGAAACUGCGAGAUUCCAAACUUUUGCAAUGCCACCAAAAUGGGAGGUUUUACUUUUAACAAAACUGCUGUUGGAUGGUUCAGUUACUCCAAUGAGCUGUGCAACUCAAGUGAAGGGAGCACGGGUUUACCCAAGGCCACCACGCAAUGCACCAGUGACAAUGGACAGCCUACAUUCCAGAGAGCGCAGGUCUUCAGAUGUGGCACGAGCCUGGAUGACCUCCAGCAGAUGAUUAACUCCACCAAUGCAAGUACUAUCGCCAUAAGCACUCAAAUCCUGACAUCCAAGCCCGAGACCCUCACCACUAAGAACAUCACCAUGGCAGCCAAAAUCAUCACAUCACUCCUGCUCGGCAGCUCCUUGAAGGAAGCCAUUAACUUCACAGUGGUGACCAUCAGCCAACUCCUGAAAGCCAGCAGAUCUGAGUUCUCUUCUCAAACCAGCAAUGUCACAGAGAGCCUGACUUCAGCACUGGAGAACUUCACCCUCACUGGAGGAGCCAGUCACUCUGAAGCAGUGGUCCAGCCCAACUUAGCAAUGAAGUCCUUAAAAGUUAAUGUGUCACAUGGGGCCACACAGGGGAUCCAGUUCUCCACUAUACCCAGUACAACUCAGUCCUUUGUGUCUGACAGAAUAUACACCAGCAGCGUACCACAGCUGACCAUCAACAACACAACACCAAGAGGAGUACACAUUUUUAUCAAAUUUCCACAAGAAAGAACUCAAGAGGCAAUGAAGGUUGGCUUCGUCCUCUACCAGAAUGAUAAGUUUUUCCAGUCAAGGCGAUUUGCAACACCCUUAGGGACCACAAGGAAUGUGAUCACUGGGAGUAUCAGCAGUGACAGUGCAGGACUUCGGAAGACAGUGCCCGAAUUCGUGGAACUGCUCUAUCGACCACCCCCCAUCCGCAAUGCAACCCUCUACGACUUUGCCUGUGUGUUUUGGGACUACUCCCUUGGGGACUGGAGCACAGAGGGUUGCUUCAAGAGCAACAGGCUUAGUGAGACCGAUCUGGCCCGGGGCGUGGUGGGCUGUGUCUGCAACCAUACCACCAGCUUCUCUAUGCUGCUGUCUUUCAGGAAAGAUGUUAAAUAUUCAAAAGCAAUGGACAUAAUCACCUUUGUUGGAUGCUUUCUCUCAGUAAUCGCCCUGAGUUUCACCAUACUGCUCGAGCUCAUCGUCAGCAAGUCACGGAAGAGCAACACCACGAUGAUCCUAGUCAGCAUAUAUAGCUCCCUGUUGCUGUUCAACCUGCUUUUCAUCUUCGGAGCCAACAAGCCCCCAGUGGGGGGCGCUGUGAUGGCCGACCGCAGCAGGAAUCACAUGCUGGAGUCAGACCUCCACGUGGACCGCGACAGUGGCCCGUGCACGGCGGUGACGGCUCUCAUGCACUUUUUCCUGCUGGCUACCUUCACCUGGAAUGCACUGUAUGCCAUGCAGAUGCUUCUGACCAACCUGAGAAGGACGCAGUUGAGCUCCCUCCAGCUGUCUCAGUCGCAGUUCACCGUGAUUUCCUUGGCAGUUGGCUGGGGUUUUCCACUGGUGCUGACGUCCUUUACACUUGCAGUUUCAUACAGUGUGAAGAAUCCACUGAACUAUCGCCAGCAAGAGUUCUGCUGGUUGGCUACCAUGGAUGAAAAUGGGAAGUUUGACCCGCGUCGCACCCUGCUCUGGAGCUUCCUGCUGCCUGUGGCUGUGCUGCUCUUCUUCAACACCGUGGAGCUAGUUUACUUCACCAUCACAGCAGUGAAGCAGGCAAGGAGGGCAAGGAGGCGUAGCAAGAGCAAAACCAACAAUAGCUGCACCCUACUGAAGGAGGUCAUCAGUAGCAUCUCUCUGGCUGUGCUGCUUGGCCUCACCUGGUUGAUAGGAUACUUGCUGCUGGUGACCCAUGAUCCAGACGUUCACACAGUCCUCAGCAUCAUCUUCUGCGUUUUCAACACCACCCAGGGCAUUCAGAUUUUCCUCCUGAUCCCAGACUGGGGAAGGAUCAACACUGCGCUACGCUCCAUGCCCACUCCGACCGUCUCUAUCGGUCUGCAUUCCAAGAAGUACAACGUCAGGGCUCAGCACGGCAAGGGACUCCCUGAGGUCUACAGGAAGAUGGAGACCGACUUCAUCUCCAACUUCCACAUCUUGACUCCUUCCUCAGACUUGCCCAGAGAGACAGAAACAUAGGAGUGAUCAAAAACGUCAUUUUCACAUUUGGUAUCACCACCAGGUCUGGUCUGGUUUCAACGCUUUUCUCUGCAGCGCCACUGGGUUUGGGAGUCAGACAGAGGAGCGUGGAGCCGUAACCUGGCCACGUCCUUCUUAAAAGUCCACCAGCCUUCCUGGGGGCAGCGCAUCUCCACACCGCUACUGUGACCAAGUACCUGCUGGGUAUUAGCUGGAUAUCUGGGAACACAGGGCUCAGUCAGCUCCGCGGUCAGAACGAUCCUGAUGUAAAAACAACUUAAUGCUUUUAAGUCCCCCUUCAUUUCUCUACUCAACAGAUUGUACUGGAAAACUGAAAAGCGAUUUUCCAUGUGGUAUCUACAAAGCCAGCACUCUCGUCGAGAAAGCUUUUAGAGGUUUAAGAGAGCUUCACAAUGUCAGACCUGCACAGACCUGGGGAAAUGUCCUGAAACAGGGUGGUUCUGUUAGUCGAGAUGAUAGUUCCCAGUCCACCAUCUCCAGCAAACUAUUGAGAUUCUCUUGGACAUUUGGUGGGGUGUUUGUUUUACUAUGUAGGCUAUUUCCCAAUUUUAAGUGAAUACUUCUGUGUCGAUAUCCUGCGUGCUGAUAGCUCAUGGGAAAUGUGCUUAAUAAAACAUUUGGCUAAUAAA
Molecule: messenger RNA, 3949 nt
Organism: Paramormyrops kingsleyae
Lineage: Eukaryota; Metazoa; Chordata; Actinopteri; Osteoglossiformes; Mormyridae
Source: RefSeq, a predicted model, not a curated record